AUGGGUGUUAAACUAAGCAUGACGACCGCUCAUAGGGCGCAAGCAGAUGGACAAACAGAACGCCAAAACCUGGUGUUAAAGGACGCUUUACGCUGCUUGGUAGCCUACAGUGGAGAAAAAUGGGUCAAGCUACUUGGUACUGUAGAGUACGCGCACGCCACCUCGGUGAAUCCGUCCACUAAGCUCACCCCAUUUGAGAUCGAUACCGGAAGAAAGGUUUCAAAUUCGAUUUCUCACGAAUACAAAGAGUACGAUGGUCUGGGCCCACAACCAAUCUCAGAGCUUGCUUCAAAGUUCGCCAAAGAUCGUCAAGACGUAGUGCGUAAGGCACGAAAAAACCUAGAGCAAGCCCAAGAAAGACAGAAAAAGUACUACGACUCUAAAAGAACAAACCUCACCUUUAAUGUCGGUGACUUAGUUCUACUGGAUACCAAAAAUUUACCGUUAAGGACAGUCAACGCUCACAUUGGGUUAAAGAAAGCAAAGCUCGCGGCCAAAAAAGUUGGACCGUUUGAGAUAAUCAAGAUGAUCAACCCGAAUGUAGCGAAGUUGAAGCUACCACGAAAUUUGAAGAAACUGCACUCAUCGUUUAACGUCGACCUACUCUUUACAUACAAGCCGAAUGCCUCUGAGUUCGCUGGACGACCGAUUCCAAAAACAUCACCGGUUAUCCUAGAGGCAGAUACCGGUAAAGAACUUCACAUUGUGGAAAGGUUGCUUAGUCGUCGUCAGCGCAGCCGUCAAAUAGAAUGGCUAGUAAAAUGGCACGGCCUGCCGGAGUGUGAUAGUACUUGGGAACGCGAGAAAGCUAUCCGCCACGUUUCGCAUUGGCAGCGACUAGUAUAG
Molecule: messenger RNA, 846 nt
Organism: Peronospora farinosa
Lineage: Eukaryota; Oomycota; Peronosporomycetes; Peronosporales; Peronosporaceae
Source: the annotation of a GenBank genome assembly